This is a messenger RNA of Spea bombifrons (plains spadefoot toad), 3544 nucleotides long. RefSeq names its product G protein-coupled receptor 37 (gene GPR37). Gene Ontology annotation, molecular function: G protein-coupled peptide receptor activity; prosaposin receptor activity. Gene Ontology annotation, cellular component: plasma membrane; signaling receptor complex. The transcript has 2 exons. Gene Ontology annotation, biological process: positive regulation of MAPK cascade; adenylate cyclase-inhibiting G protein-coupled receptor signaling pathway. Bases 1087 to 2874 code for a protein of 595 amino acids. Lineage: Eukaryota; Metazoa; Chordata; Amphibia; Anura; Pelobatidae. The record is from RefSeq and is a predicted model, not a curated record.
UUUGUGCUUUUUCUUCACUCCCCCCUCCAGCAGCACAGCCUUUGUGUCAGCAUCAGUGUGAUGAAAACUAGCCUUGCUUCAUUAUAGCAGAAAGAACUUGGUAUCUGGUUCAAAUAACCCUUCUAAUACAAUAAGGUGAAAAUGGUAUGGUAGAAAAACAAGUCAAAUGGGAGAAAAAAAUACAUGACGCUUAAAACUUAAAAGCAAGCAAUAUUCCUUGCUUACUCCAAGCAGACAAUAAGCAGACACUAGUAGCGGUGGACAGCAAGGUGCGAUAAUUGUUUACAGCCACGUAAAUGUGCAGAUAGUGUAUGGAAGGAGGAGGGAGGCAGUCUCAAUCCAGACCCACACAGGCGCAGAGGAUGGUGUGGUGAAGCCUGCAGGCGGGGCUCUUCAGCACUCCCAUGCAUACACAGCACUGACAGCAGAAGCCACAUUAAGGGGCAGGCAGUCUGGAAAGCAAAGGUCUCUCUCAUGCUGCACCUUGCUGACCAACACUUGUUCACCUUCUUCUCAACACAAAGGAAAAAAAACAAGCAAUUUAGAUUUCUUUUGCCUGUGACUGCCAUCCGUAUCUCAUGCCUCCCAGUUAAUCUGUUCUGAUGACAUCUACAACCUGUUUACUUCAAGGCAGGGAGGGAUUAUAUUCAUUUGGGAUUAACAAGAAGAGGAGGGAGAGGAGUUUCUCCCUGCAAUAAAAUAGAAGAUACCACCGUACAGAGGAGGAAAAUGUAAAUGAGCAGCAAGGCUCAUUCCUAACAGUUUCUCCAGACUGUUCAUAUAGGGUGGAGCCCUGGGAUUUCUGUGGAUUUACAGCAUCAGGCACCUUAACUUUUCCCCUGAACUGCAUGUGCAUCAAGGACAUGGAGAAAACAGAGCCUUUGUGUCAUGUGCAUUGAGUUUCUCUUAUAUUGUUAGAUUACCUGUAAACCUGAAACCUGACCCAUUGGAUCGUUCAUUUAUUUACAGCACAUUGUCCGCUUGUAUUCUGGCAUUGCUGCUUUUGUCUGGCACAGCAGGAUCGAGUGACAUGUUUGGAACUACCAAUGCAUUGCCUCGUUUCUAGCUAAAGCGUUUCUUUUAAUCAUGCAGAACACCUUCGAUUCAUUAUUCUCUGCAUGCUUUGUGUGGGUUUUUAUAGUGAGUGUCCACGGUCUGCAGGAUGAUCUCUUUAUCCGGAGGCAAGAAAAUGUGCAUAGCAUAGGCUGGUGCCACGGUUUCCACUGCAUCACUGGCAAACUUUUCCCUAAAAGGACAGGAGAUGAAUCUGUUUAUAUGGAAUCUCUCGGUGAAAGGACUUUAAAGAAACUCAUUUGUAAAUGCAAUGUAACUCUGUCGCAGGGACCGUUAAAUAACCCAACUGAACCUUCAUAUGUGAUGCAAAGAUCAGCACUGCAAAAUGAAAAAGGAGAAAGAGACGCCAUCCCUACAUCCAAUAUCAGGUACAAAGCAUUGGCCCUAAACAAACUGAUUGUUACACCUGAGCAGGAGGAGAUUGAUCAUGCCCUAGGGACGCUUUAUAUCCAAAAUGGGAGGACCAGGAGAGGAGCCGGUAACCACCAGUGGAAUAAAGGCAAUGAUGACAGAAAAGUAUCUGUGAAUUUAAAUGAAACUUUGCAGGAUCUGAUCAUGUUAAAGGAUACAGAACCUUACGCUUUGGCCUUAAAUGGCUCUGCCCCUAUUGCUACCAAUGAUGUCAAGGUGUUUCCAGAUAGCAUGGAAAUCAGUGAAGCUCUGAUGCCCAAAAACACCUCAAAGAAACGACAGCAUAUAAGAAAUCCAUUUUACCCGAUCACAGAUGAUUCGUACGGUGCCUAUGCAGUCAUGUGUCUGUCCAUUAUCAUUUUUGUCAUUGGGAUUAUGGGCAACAUGGCUGUUAUGUGUAUAGUCUGCCACAAUUAUUAUAUGAGAAGUAUAUCCAACUCACUUUUGGCAAACCUGGCCUUUUGGGACUUUCUGAUCAUUUUUUUCUGCUUGCCAUUGGUGAUAUUUCAUGAACUUACCAAGAAGUGGUUACUGGAGGAUUUCUCAUGCAAAAUCGUACCAUACAUUGAGGUUGCCUCCCUUGGUGUAACGACGUUCACGUUAUGUGCCCUUUGCAUUGACCGAUUCCGAGCUGCUACAAACGUUCAGAUGUAUUAUGAAAUGAUUGAGAACUGCACUUCAACGACUGCCAAGCUAGCUGUAAUAUGGGUUGGUGCUCUUCUUUUAGCUCUACCAGAAGUUGUUCUUCGUCAGUUAUCAAAAGAUGAUUCAGGAGGAAACACCAACUUCCUCAGUGAACGUUGUGUUGUUAAAAUCUCCACGGACCUUCCUGAUACAAUUUAUGUUUUAGCGCUCACCUAUGAUGGUGCAAGACUCUGGUGGUACUUUGGCUGCUAUUUUUGUUUGCCCACUCUUUUCACAAUUACCUGUUCACUAGUAACAGCAAGAAAAAUCAGAAAGGCAGAGAAAGCUUGUACAAGAGGAAAUAAACGUCAAAUUCAACUUGAAAGUCAAAUGAACUGUACUGUUGUAGCUCUGACCAUUUUAUAUGGCUUUUGUAUAAUUCCUGAAAAUAUCUGUAACAUUGUAGCAGCUUACAUGUCUACUGGAGUCUCUAGGCAGACUUUGGAUCUUCUUCAUCUCAUUAGUCAGUUUCUUUUGUUCUUUAAAUCAUGUGUUACCCCUGUCCUACUUUUUUGCCUUUGCAAGCCUUUUAGCCGGGCUUUCAUGGAAUGUUGUUGCUGUUGUUGUGAUGAGUGCAUUCAGAAGUCCUCAACUGCAACAAGUGAUGAUAAUGACAAUGAGUUUACCACAGAACUGGAACUUUCCCCUUUUAGUACCAUACGACGUGAAAUGUCCACAUUUGCCUCUGUUGGAACCCACUGUUGAAAAUAGCUAUCUAGUUAUAAAACACACUUGUUAUGUACAUUUGAAAUGUUUUCAUUUUUUAAGAUUAAACAUUAAAACUGCUAUAAAAAUAGAUAUAUGAUGUUUUAAAACUAACAGGGUAUGUUUCCAGUAAACAUUUAACUUGUUUCUGCACCUUAAUUAGAUUUUUUUAAUUAUAGUCACAAUUUAUAACAUUUUACAAUUAUAUAUCACACAAGGUGAAAUUUAUUAUACUCUAAGGUGGUUUGCACUGAAAAUCAAUAUAAGUUUUUGGCUAUUUUAGCAAUUAAAUACAUUUUUAUCUAGCUAAUCUUCAAUCAUUUGUGUCAGCAUUUUGUCAAAUUAGAUUAAUGCUAACAUCCUUGUUGUAUCUUCACAUACCAUUGUAUUUCUUCCAUAACAAUUUAUUUUUUUCAAUAUUUUAAUAUUUGUAUAAAGCUCCUAAAGUAGUGAUUAAUAGAAUAUAUACAAAGUACCCAAUCUGCGGCUGGUUGUGAUGAUUAAUUUUUACCAGUAACCAUACAUUUGUAUUUUGUUGUUAUCAUUUGUAUCAUAGGUUUGUGGGUCUAUAGGCUGGCAGCUUGGAACUUUAUGCAUUAAUGUUAUUUUUGUCAACAUAUAUUUUUUCUUGUGUGUAAAUAUUCUGUUUUGUGGAAACUUAAUUAAGGGA